AGAGAGAGAGAGAGAGAGAGAGAGAGAGAGAGGGAACUGGCAGCAAAUCGAAAUUUCCUCGCUCUCUUGCUUCCACCUUUGGUACCGAGGGCAUACCACGUGAUCGUUCGCGAACGGUAUCGAAGUGAAUCUCGUUACGGAGUGCGGAGACACGCUGCGGAGAAUUAGUCGAGUGCGAGAGAGAUCGAUUACGUUCAUAACCUCGAAUCUUCGUCGUUUACGCCCUUCGUCUUCGUAUUCUUAUUUCUUAUUCUUUAUUCUUUCGUUUUAUUUUUAUAUACGUAUAUACGCACAAACACAGACGCACGCAUACACAACGUAUAUUUUAUUUUCUUCCGGUCAUAAACGCCGGUGAUUAAGAAUUGAAAAAAGUGUUAGUGUACUUUCACGUAGUAAUAUAGAAAAAAUGAACUCGACGAAGGUGUCGUCGAAGUCGUCACUGUCGUGUAACAGCAUGAACGAUCAAAAGAAAAAGAAGGAGGAAGAAGAGGAGUUAACAUCACCAUCAUUAUCGUCGUCGUCGUCUUCGAUGUCGAAGAUCAAGGAAGAGAAAAUUAAGAACGUCGAGGUCGUCAUAGAAAAGGGAGAAGAAAAGGUGGAAUCGACGAAGAAACGAGAAGAAACUAAUCGAUGCAUCGAACGCGUUCAAAUCGUGCCACUUAUGCAGUGUGGCUCCUUGGACAUCGGCGAAGAACGCCAGCGUCGGGUCGCUAUGAUGGAGUCCCUCUGUCAGGUGAACAACAAGACCAACAACGGCAAUGAUUCUAACAAGGAGAACAACAACAAUAAUGUUAACCAUCAUCAAAACAACAACAACAACAACAACAACAAUACGAUAACAAACAACAACAAUAAGAACAGCGGCAACAACAACAGCAAUUCAGAUUGUCCGGAUCCUCAGCAAAGGCUGGCAGUGUUGAGCUUCGAACAGGUGCGUCGAUUGAACGACGUGAUGGACGAAGUUGUCAGCAUUCACGGUAGGGGAAAUUUUCCUACGUUGGAAGUUAGACUGAGAGAUCUCGUGACGGUGGUUCGUAGCAAGCUCGAAGGUGACCCGAGCAAUGGCGGUGCCGGUAUGAGGGUAAGGGACAUCAGGCUGAACGGUGGUGCGGCGUCUCACGUAUUGGCGACCGAAUCACAGCCUUACAACGAUCUCGACCUUAUAUUCGCCGUGGAAUUGUCGAGCGGCCGAAAUUACGACAAGGUUAAGGCCGCCGUUUUGGGCUCUCUGUUCGAUCUUUUACCCGAGGGCGUUAGCCGCAAACGCAUAACGACGUGCAGCUUGAAGGAGGCAUACGUCAGUAAGAUGGUCAAAGUGAACAACGACGGUGACCGAUGGUCCCUGAUAUCCCUCGGGAAUUCGCGUGGUCACAGGAACGUCGAGCUAAAGUUCGUCGACUCUAUGAGACGGCAAUUCGAGUUCUCCGUCGAUAGUUUUCAAAUAGUUCUUGAUUCGCUUUUAUUAUUUUACGAGUGCAGCAAGCUACCGAUAGGGGAGAACUUUUAUCCAACGGUCGUGGGCGAAUCGGUAUAUGGUGAUUUCCAGGAGGCACUUUACCAUCUUCACAAGAAGUUGAUAUCGACGAGGCAUCCGGAGGAGAUACGGGGCGGUGGUCUGUUGAAAUAUUGCAAUCUCUUGGUCAAGAUGUACAAGCCUUCUCAACCGGACUACAUAAAGACGCUAGAGCGAUACAUGUGCUCGAGAUUCUUCAUCGAUUUCCCCGAUAUAAGUCAACAACGGGCGAAACUCGAGAAUUAUUUGUGGAAUCAUUUCGUUGGGCCCGAAGAGGAGGCCCUAAAGUACCAGUACCUGAUGCUAUUGCACAGCGUCGUCGAGGAGUCGACGGUUUGCCUGAUGGGUCACGAACGGCGACAGACUCUUGCAUUGAUCGAAAGUCUCGCAUGCCAGGUACUUUAUCAGGAACAACAGCAACGGCUGACGAAUCAUCAGCAAGCACCACCGGGACCACCAGCGACCUACGUAUACGCUAACGGCUAUUAUUACGCACCCGUCAUACCUGCCGCGUGUUACACGUGCACCUGCAACUCUUGGAUGGCGUGCUCGUCGUGAUGCGACCCCGCCGUCGUUUUAACCAUCGCCGUCGCCAUUUUUUUCUUAUACCAUACCAACCCCGUCCUCGUUAUCAUCAUACACGAGUGCUUGAUCACUCGUAAAUGGACUUCUUCAUUGUGUUACCGUGGCUCGUGUGGAAAACGAUGGGACGAAGUGAACGAAAGAUCGACGAUAUUCGAUCGACCGCAACAACAGCAACAACAACUACUACUACUACUACUAGUACUACUACUAUUACUAUUACUACUACUACUACUAUUACUACUAUUACUACUACUAUUAUUACUAUUACUAUUACUACUACUAUUACUAUUGCUACUACUACUACACGUCGGGGUUGGUAAAUCCUCGACGGCGGCGACAGCACCAACAACAACAACAACAACAGCAGCAGCAGUAACAGCAACGGCGACAGUAGUAGCGGCUAUGGCGACGACGCGACGAUGACGUCAGUGUUCGAGGGGUGGACGUAGACGAUAAGGAAAGGCCAGUACCAGUUCUUGUUUGGUGGACCGCUUUGGAGGCGAUUCGCCAAAUAAAAUAAAAGAAAAAAAAAAAGAAAGAAAGAUGAGCAGACACUUUUGAAAGUCACCAGCCUUUCCGAA
This is a messenger RNA of Vespula pensylvanica (western yellowjacket), 2679 nucleotides long. RefSeq names its product terminal nucleotidyltransferase 5C-like. The transcript has 2 exons. Bases 407 to 2071 code for a protein of 554 amino acids. Gene Ontology annotation, molecular function: RNA binding; poly(A) RNA polymerase activity. Gene Ontology annotation, biological process: mRNA stabilization. Lineage: Eukaryota; Metazoa; Arthropoda; Insecta; Hymenoptera; Vespidae. The record is from RefSeq and is a predicted model, not a curated record.